Molecule: messenger RNA, 3736 nt
Organism: Ostrinia furnacalis (Asian corn borer)
Lineage: Eukaryota; Metazoa; Arthropoda; Insecta; Lepidoptera; Crambidae
Product: ecdysone-induced protein 78C-like
Exons: 7
Coding region: 280-1275 (331 amino acids)
Source: RefSeq, a predicted model, not a curated record
CUGCCACUUGCCUUCAGGCGCUCGACGGCGGCGGACGUCGGGCUGCCUCCGCACGACAGAAGUCCACGUGAAUACAUUAUAUUUUUAACGCAACUUUUAAAAUCUCAGAAAGCAGCCAGGUCCUAAGUUUAUGCGCCGGAGCCACUGCACGGCUUCUUCCGCAGAAGCAUCCAGAAGCAGAUCGAGUACCGCUGCUUGCGGGACGGCAAGUGUCUCGUCAUCCGGCUGAACAGGAACCGCUGCCAGUUCUGCCGCUUCAAAAAGUGCCUUUCGGUUGGCAUGAGCAGGGACUCCGUCCGAUAUGGUCGCGUCCCGAAGCGCUCUCGUGAAGUAGUGAAUGCGGAGAACAUACCAGAUAUCGCCCGGAAUCUAACUGCAGCCGGCAUCGUGAUUCCUCUACCGGAAAUGGAGGCCAUGGACCCCGAGUCCUUGCGACAAGGGGUGGCCGAGGAACUGAUGAGGCUGGUGGGCACGGCCCACCGGUGCAAUAAUACGUACACAGACGAGCUGCGGCGCACCAUAAAGCGCCACGCUCUGGUCGUGAAAGAAGACUCUGACAAUGAACCGAGCAGCACGCAAGAGGCGGCGGCCUCGUCCACGUCGGACCGCGUGAGCGACGCGCGCUCCACGCUGUGGUUCAACGUGGCUCUGCGAAUGACCCCGGCCGUACAGCAGGUCGUGGAGUUCGCCAAGCGCCUGCCCGGCUUCAACACCCUGCCCCAGGAUGACCAGCUGAUCCUGAUCAAGCUAGGGUUCUUCGAGGUGUGGAUCACCAGGGUCACCAGGCUGUCCAGCUCCGAAUGCCUCGUCUUCGAUGAUGGAACCACGCUUAGCGUCAAACAAUUGGAAAUCAUCUAUAGCCCUACAUUUACUCGAGCAAUGCUGAACUAUGUCAGUACUAUGCUCAAGAUCGAUAGUACUGAAGACGAAAUCGCCAUCUACACUGGAUCAUUGUUGCUGUGCCCCUACCGCGCUGGGCUGGCCGAGAGCGAGAAAAUAGACACACUCAACCGCGCUCUUGGAGACGCACUUCAUCUGGCCAUACAAGCCAGCGGCAGAGAGGUGUCCGGGCGCUGGGAGGCGUUCGCCAGCGCCGCCAACGAGGUGCGCGCGCUCGGGCUGCACCAUCACGAGCUGCUCUCGUGGUGCCGCCAGCACUGGCCGCGCCUGGUGCUGCCGGCGCUUUUCGCAGAGAUGUUCGACAUCCCCAAGCACGAGGAGGAGCCCCCAGCCGACGGCGCCCGCGCCUCCGCCGCAAGCAGCGUCCUAAACUAAACUAGGUCUUUUUUUUUUCGAUUUUUGUAGACUAAUCAAUGCUGGUAAUUGUUAGGUAGGCGUGUUCAGGUAGUCGCUUUACAUAUGAACCGGGCGCUCCGGACUAUUCCCACUAGUUUGAUUUAAAGUAAUCGCUGGUUCUCCGAACCAUUCGGUGAUCUGGCUGAGAUUUAGUUUUUAAAUUAGCCACGAUUCAUAAUAUGUAUUGAAAUUAACUCGCAUUUAAAAUUGCGCUUAAUAAAUGUUAGAAAAUUAUUAUGAUAGUUCAAUGUAAUUAUGUAAUGUUCUAUGUUAGGAUGUACAACACAUUUUAUCCAUAAAAUAAUAAUAAAAAAAUAUAAUUAUACAGCUAAAUUAAACUACUAGUGAUAGAUCGUGAUUCAUAAUUAAAGCUAGCUAUCUGAUGCCCUUUUUUCUUUGUUUAUGUUUUUAUACUAGUUUAUUUCUCAUGUGGUGGACCCAAUUUUUUACAUAUUCAAUUUUAUUUUAACGAGUUAAUUCACCUUGGUCCUUGCCAAUAAUAUACUUUAUUUUUAAAGUGCACUCCUGCGCAUCCCUGUUGGAUCGCCAACAUGGCGUAGGGAGGCGACCGUCGCGCGCGUGUAACGGGCACCGGGUUAAUGGGCGCGUGUAAUGCGUUUAGCCGUAGGCCUAGUUACUAAUGUAUGAUAAUACGAUAUAAUAGCUACCUUUCAUAUAGAUGCUAAUUACUUGCGGGCUUAUCACUAUCAUCCAAGUAUUACUCGUAUUUGUCACUAGGUUAAAAUUAAAGUAUAUUGUCACUGUAAGCACCCAGGAGAAUUUAGUUGACUGCCGGUCUACUCUGCAAUACGUUUCGAUGAAGCAAGAUCUGAACGUUUUGAGGGUUUUUGUCAACAGCUCGAAAGUGUAUUUUAAAUAUAAGAUUUUAUUAGUUUAGAUAAUUUUGCUGUGGUGCCUAAGCAUCUCAGAUUAGUACCUAAAAAUAAUCAGGUGGUGGGAUUGUUUCUUCUUUGUAGAUUUAUUAUUAAAGAUGGAGCCUAACAUAGAGGCUACCGCGUUAGUAAUAGUAGAGUAAUAAUAUUCCUUUUCAGUGUUUACUGUUUAGUAAGGAUAAUAAUCUCAAGUGUCCCUCUCUCCGCUCUGUCAUAUCGAUACACACCAGCAGUUCACAAACCUCAAAGAUUAGACCAUAUCAGAGUAGAGUAUUUUAGCAUUUUGAAGUCGACAAAUGCACAAAUGCUAUCAUCGCACAGUAGAAGCCAAGUAAACGGAGAUUAUGUACUCGAUGGAAUCUGUAUCUUUUGGUAGAUUAGUUUGUUAGUUUCUUAUUUUAAUAUAUACAAUAAGGGAAGAAAUGCGAGAAACGCGACUGCAGGAAGUUAUGUACAUGGGGAUUAAGAGAAGGGUAGAGUCAUUGCUCACUCACAUGUUCCACGACGUCACUUUAGGUUUAGACAGUGGCUCCACACACCUGGCAGGUAUGUUUGGUGUUAAUCUAUCGCCUAGUUUUAAAAAUGCAUUUAUUCGUAUCUUGGCUCGGUGUUCACCUAUAAUUGGGAUUGUUCCUUUAGCUUAGCUACAACAUAGUAGGUACAGUAGGAACAGUAGGUCCGCAAUUUGCCAAAUGCAUUUACCUACAACAUUGGAGUGAAUUUAAGUUUAAUUUUAUGAAAUAGUGUAGUGCCCAUUGUCACUGAUUGAUACAAGUUAGUGAAUAGGUCGCAAUUUUUCGUAGUUUUAGGUUUUUCCGCUCUUGCUCUCUAUAAAAUCAAAAUAGAAAACGGAAACAGUGAAUUUUAUUUAAGGGCAUAUAAUAUAACUGGCUGUGUUUAAAUUUAUGUUUCUUGUUCUUUAAGUUUUAACUCUAGGAAAAAUCCCCGGUGAUGUCCUCGAGGAGCAGAGCAUCCCCGCGGCGAUUUUACUGGACUUAGAUUUAGUUUUAUUGUUUAAUGAAUACGCGGGACUGCACACACGCGACUUAUCACACAGAUUCAUGUAGCUAGGUUAUGAUUUACAGAAACUUGACUCGCACUAUUAAUAGUAUUAAGGUUUAGAUUCAUUUUGCUCAAUUUUCGGUGGCGUUUUCUUAGUUCCUUCCUCACCCUCACCUCGAUCCGAAUUUUAGAAAGAUUUUACUUUUUUGCAUUUAUUCUAAUCGCAGUAAGUAGCAUGCUCGGGUGUGAUAGUAUUGUAUAAAUUUUUGUCUUUUUUUGCUUUAUAUAAGUUAUAGUUUAUAAAAUGAAAAUUUUAUUAGAAUAAAUUAACAUUAUGAUUUAGUUCAUAAUAAGCCCGUGAUUUUAUAGUUUGCAAGUAAAUUGGUUUAGCGUAUACCUACUUUAUUUGCUUUUUAGCGUGGUCAUAUUGUAGCAGUCGUAAGAUUUUCAUAUAAAACCAAUUUACUUGCAACGGGCGACGGUGUGUUUAGAUAUAGUCAUAAUGUAAACUUUAGGUAUUAAUGGAAAAUAAACUGCAACAAAAA